Myodes glareolus (Bank vole) is the source of this 8259-nucleotide messenger RNA. The record is from RefSeq and is a predicted model, not a curated record. Lineage: Eukaryota; Metazoa; Chordata; Mammalia; Rodentia; Cricetidae.
GGCCUCUCCCUCUUCUAGGCCGGGACUGUGGCUGCUUGGGGCUCUCUAACUAUUUAUGCCGUGACUGGCUGCUGCGAUUUGAUGGUUCGGGUUCUGGGAUAGUAUUAUUAUUACUCGUGCCCGUGGUUUCCGGUCCGGAGAGCAGUGUUUGGCUUCUAGGAGUACUGAUAAGCUUGUGCGAGACUCCUCAGGUUUAAUCGAGAGAUUAAGUUCUCUAUAGAAACUCCCACAUUUGUAUGGAUGAUUGGGGAAAGAUAGUGGUACCAACAAGGGAAAGCUGUCUGACCUUCCAAAAAGAUGAGUAUGCUAAAACCAAGCGGGCUGAAGGCCCCUACCAAGAUCUUUAAGCCUGGAAGCACAGCCUUGAAGACACCUGCCGCUGCUGCAGCUCCAGUGGAGAAGACAGUACCCAGUGAAAAAGCCGCAGGCCCUCCAUCCUCUGAGGCCCAAGAUGAAUUUGUGGAUGACUUUCGAGUUGGAGAACGUGUUUGGGUGAAUGGCAAUAAGCCUGGAUUUAUCCAGUUUCUUGGGGAAACUCAAUUUGCACCAGGCCAGUGGGCUGGGAUUGUUUUAGAUGAACCCAUAGGAAAGAACGACGGUUCGGUGGCAGGAGUUCGGUAUUUCCAGUGUGAACCUUUAAAGGGGAUAUUUACCCGGCCUUCAAAGUUAACAAGGAAGGUGCAAGCAGAAGAUGAAGCCAAUGGCCUGCAGACAGCUCCUGUCAGAACUGCUUCACCUCUGUCCACUGCUACAGCCACUCCCUCGAAUAUUCCCCACAAACCAUCCCAGUCAACAACAAAAGAAACUUCAACUCCAUCACAGAUCAGCAACCUUACGAAAACUGCCAGCGAGUCAAUCUCCAACCUUUCAGAGGCUGGCUCUGUCAAGAAAGGAGAGCGGGAACUCAAGAUCGGAGACAGGGUGUUGGUUGGUGGCACUAAGGCUGGUGUAGUCCGGUUUCUUGGAGAGACUGACUUUGCCAAGGGGGAGUGGUGUGGUGUGGAAUUAGAUGAACCUUUGGGGAAGAAUGAUGGUGCUGUUGCUGGAACAAGGUAUUUUCAAUGUCAGCCCAAAUAUGGAUUGUUUGCUCCUGUCCACAAAGUGACAAAGAUUGGCUUCCCUUCUACUACACCAGCCAAAGCCAAAGCAGCUGCUGUGAGGCGAGUGAUGGCCACCACGCCUGCCAACCUGAAGCGCAGCCCCUCUGCCUCCUCUCUCAGCUCCAUGAGCUCUGUGGCCUCUUCUGUGAGCAGCAAACCCAGCCGAACAGGACUAUUGACUGAAACCUCCUCCCGCUACGCCCGCAAGAUCUCGGGCACCACUGCCCUCCAGGAGGCGUUGAAGGAGAAGCAGCAGCACAUUGAACAGCUGCUGGCUGAGCGGGACCUGGAGCGGGCCGAGGUGGCCAAGGCUACCAGCCACGUGGGGGAGAUAGAGCAGGAGCUAGCCCUGGCCCGAGAUGGGCAUGACCAGCAUGUCCUGGAACUGGAAGCCAAGAUGGACCAGCUGCGAACAAUGGUAGAAGCUGCUGAUAGGGAGAAAGUGGAGCUCCUCAACCAGCUAGAAGAGGAGAGAAGGAAGGUUGAGGACCUUCAGUUCCGAGUAGAAGAAGAAUCAAUUACCAAAGGUGAUCUUGAGCAAAAGAGCCAGAUUUCUGAAGAUCCUGAGAAUACGCAGACCAAACUGGAGCAUGCCCGCAUUAAGGAGCUUGAACAGAGCCUGCUCUUUGAAAAGACCAAAGCUGACAAACUCCAGAGGGAGUUAGAAGACACUAGGGUGGCCACAGUGUCAGAAAAGUCCCGAAUAAUGGAACUAGAAAAAGACCUAGCCUUGAGAGUACAGGAAGUAGCUGAGCUCCGAAGAAGGCUAGAGUCCAGUAAGCCUCCCGGGGAUGUGGAUAUGUCUCUUUCUCUUUUGCAAGAAAUAAGUGCUUUGCAAGAAAAGCUAGAAGCCACACGUACUGACCACCAGAACGAGAUGACUUCUCUGGCAGACCGCUUUGGAGCUCGGGAAGAGACAUUUCAGAAGGAGAUCAAGGCUCUGCACGCUGCCACUGAAAAGCUUUCCAAAGAGAACGAGUCCUUGAGAAGCAAACUUGACCACGCCAACAAGGAAAAUUCCGAUGUGAUAGCUCUGUGGAAGUCUAAGCUGGAGACCGCCAUCGGAUCCCACCAGCAGGCAAUGGAGGAGUUGAAGGUGUCUUUCAGCAAAGGGAUUGGAACGGACUCAGCUGAAUUUGCUGAGUUAAAGACACAAAUAGAGAGACUGAGACUAGAUUAUCAGCACGAAAUAGAAACUUUACAGAGUAAACAGGACUCUGAACGAUCUGCUCACGCAAAAGAGAUGGAGACUCUGAAGACCAAGCUGAUGCAAGUCAUUAAAGAGAAGGAGGACAGCCUAGAGGCCAUCAAAGCGAGACUGGACAGUGCAGAAGACCAGCAUCUAGUGGAAAUGGAAGACGCGUUAAACAAACUGCAGGAGGCUGAAAUAAAGGUAAAGGAGCUAGAGGUUCUGCAAGCCAAGUACAAUGAACAAACCAAGGUCAUUGAUAAUUUUACAUCCCAGCUCAAGGUUGUCGAAGAAAAGCUCUUGGAUCUUGAUGCACUUCAGAAAGCCAAUUCCGAAGGUAAAUUGGAAAUCGAGACACUUAGACAGCAGCUUGAGGGAGCUGAAAAGCAGAUUCAAAAUUUAGAAAUGGAAAGGAACGCUGAAAGUAGCAAGGCUAAUAGCAUUACCACAGAACUCCAGGGAAAAGAACUUAUGCUCAGUAACCUACGGGACACUUUGAGUGAAGUCAGUCAAGUGAAGGAAACUUUGGAAAAAGAACUCCAGACUUUGAAAGAAAAGUUUGCUGGCACUUCAGAGGAAGCUCUCUCUGUUCAGAGAAGUAUGCAAGAUACUGUAAAUAAACUGCACCAAAAGGAGGAAGAGUUUAACAUGUUAUCUUCUGAACUGGAGAAGUUGAGAGAAAAUUUAGCAGAUAUGGAAGCAAAAUUUAGAGAGAAGGAUGAAAGAGAAGAACAGCUGGUAAAGGCAAAGGAAAAAUUAGAAAAUGACAUUGCAGAAAUGAUGAAGAUGUCAGGAGAUAACUCUUCUCAGCUUACAAAGAUGAACGAUGAACUGCGUCUGAAGGAAAGAUCUGUGGAAGAACUACAGCUAAAACUUACAAAGGCUAAUGAAAACGCAAGUUUUCUGCAGAAAAGUAUUGGGGAAGUAACUCUUAAAGCUGAACAGAGCCAGCAGGAAGCAGCUAAAAAGCAUGAAGAAGAAAAGAAAGAAUUGGAGGAAAAAUUGUUGGAACUGGAGAAGAAGAUGGAAACAAGCCACAACCAGUGUCAGGACCUUAGAGCCGAGUAUGAAAAAGCCAGUUCUGAGACAAAAACAAAGCAUGAAGAAGUCCUGCAGAACCUGCAGAAGAUGCUGGUGGACACAGAGGAAAAACUGAAGGCUGCUCAAGAGGCGAACAAAGGCCUGGUGCAGGAUGUGGAGGAGCUGAAAGCACAGGCCGACAAAGCCAAAUCGCUAACUCAUUUGUUAACAUCAGCCAAAAAAGAGAUUGAAGUAAUGUCAGAAGAGCUGAGGGCUCUGAAGUCAGAGAAGCAGCUUCUUGUGCAGGAGACAAAUGCUUUGCAGUUAGAGAAAGGUUCACUUUUAUCAAAGCUUGUAGAAGUGGAGACCAAGAUAACUUUGCUUCAGGAAGACCAGCAGAAACUUUGGGCAGUAAAUGAAAGCCUCCAUUUAGAGAAGGAGAAAGUCUCAGAAGAAAAGCAAAUUGCUGAAAAGCGUUAUCAGCAGGAGCAUCGGGAUAAGGAGUCCCUGGUGGUUGAGAGAGAGAAACUGCUUAAGGAAGUCAGUGUGGUGCAGGAGGAGCUCCUGAAGAUGCACCUGGAGAAUGACGCCCUGGAAGCCUCCAAGGUGAGCAUGCAAGUGCUCAUCGAGGAGCUCCACUUCUGCAAGGAUAAGCUGAUGGCCAUGUCUGAGAAGGCCCGGGCAGAGAAAGAGCACCUGGAGGGGCAGGUCAAGAAGCUCACUGCUGAGAAUAUGUUCUUGUCCAAAGACAAAGAUGACGUCAUUCAGAAACUUCAGAGCGCUUAUGAGGAGCUUGUCAAGGAUCAAAAGGCCUUGAUCCAGGAGAUCGAUGAGCUCACAACUGAGAAAAAAUCAGCCGCAGAGAAGCAGCUGAGUCUUGAUAACACCUGCCUUACCCUAAAGGCCGAGCGGGAGAACCUCCUCCAGAGCAACAGAGACCUGCAGUUUGAGAAGGACACGCUGCGCCAAGGCCAGGAGAAACUGAGUGCCAGCCUGGAGGCCACCCUGCAUGUCAAACAGCUGCUCAGCACAGAGGCAGAGACUCUGCGCACACAGCUAGAUUGUGCCAGCAAAGCACUGAGGAAGGCGGAACUGGACACGAGACAGCUCCAGGCCACCAAUGCAAGCCUCACAAAGCUCCUGGAAGAGAUUAAGACCUGUCGGGCAAUCACAGACUCGGAAUGUAUCCAGCUUCUCCACGAGAAGGAGAGCUUGGCAGCCUCUGAGAGGAAGCUCCUAGCAGAGAAAGAGGAACUGUUAAGUGAAAAUAGACUCAUCACUGAAAAACUCAGCAAACACUCAGAAGAGACCACACAUCUUGAGAUGAGCCUAAAUGAGAAAAUCACGUACUUAACUUCUGAGAAGGAGAUGGCUUGCCAGAAAAUCACUAGGCUUAAAAAGCAGCUGGAUAGCCUCUUGAAAGAAAAAUCAGCACUAGAGAUGCAGAAUGGAGAUUUAGUUGCUGAGAGGGAAAAUUCUAUCAAAACCAUAGGAGAUCUUAAAAGGAAGUAUGACCAAGAGGCUUCAAACAGACGAAUCAUUGUGCAGGAGAAGAUGAAACUGCUCAGUAACAUAGAUGCUCUGAAGAAAGAACUUCAGGAAAGAAAGAAGGAAAACCAAGAGCUGGCGAACAGCAAGUGCGAGCUCUCCCUGAUGCUGAAAGAGGCUCAGGAUGCCAAAAAGAAUCUUGAGAAAGAGCAUUCUAGUAUGAUGCAAGCCAAGGAGAACUUGAACACCGAGCUGAGGACUUGCUGCUGCGAGAAGAGCAUCUUGCUGAGGGACGGCUUGAACCUGCAGGAAGAGUGCCAGAAAUUAAAUGAGGAGAUUCGUGAAAUUCAGCAGACCUUAAUCCUAGAGAAGGAGGCCAGGGCAAAGGAAAACGAGGCCUCUUUAUAUGAAAACAACAAGCUUCAUGGGAGAAUGGUGCUCUUGGAAGAGGAGAUUCAGGGGCUGAGGGCAUGUACUGAGCAGCUCCAGACUGAGAAUUUUACACUUGUCCAAGAAAAGACCAACUCAGAGCAAAAAGUGGUGGAAAUCAUUAAGGAAAAGGAACUCCUGAGUGCAGAAACAGCUCAGCUCGCUGCCAAUAUUGAGACCCUCAAAAGCGACUUUGCUGCCCUUUCCAAGUCCAAGUUGGAACUGCAAGAACUACACAGCUGCCUCACCAAGAUCCUGGAUGAACUCCGGCUGAACCACGAGGUGGCGGUGACCGAGAGAGCCGAGGUGCUUCAGGACAACAAGAACCUCCUGGCCGAGAAACGAGAAAUGAUGCUAAGAAAUGAAGAGGUCCUGAAGGAGAAGGAGAAGCUGGAAGAAAGCUACUUCAUCCUCCAAAAAGAGAUUAGCCAGCUGGCCCAGACCAACAGCCACAUUUCAGCCAACCUCCUAGAAUCCCAAAGUGAAAACCGUAUUUUGAGAAAAGACAAGAGCAAGCUUACCCUUAAAAUUAGAGAGCUUGAGACCCUUCAUUCAUUCACGGCUUCUCAGACUGCAGAAGAUACCAUGCAGAUCAUGGAACAGAUGACCAAAGAGAAGACAGAAACGCUGGCCUCCUUGGAGGACACCAAGCAAACAAACGCAAAACUUCAGAAUGAGUUGGACACACUUAAAGAAAACAACUUGAAAAAUGUAGAAGAGCUGAACAAAUCAAAAGAACUUCUGAAUGUAGAGAAUCAGAAAAUGGAAGAAUUCAAAAAAGAAAUAGAAACCUUAAAGCAGGCAGCAGCUCAGAAGUCCCAGCAGCUUUCAGCACUGCAAAAAGAGAACGUCAAACUUGCCGAGGAGCUGGGGAGAACGCGGGACGAAGUCACAAGUCAUCAAAAGCUGGAAGAAGAAAGAUCUGUACUCAAUAAUCAGUUGUUAGAAAUGAAAAAGAGAGAAUCUGAGUACAUAAAGGACGCUGAUGAAGAGAAAGCGUCCCUGCAGAGGUCCAUCAGUCUCACCAGUGCCUUACUCACAGAGAAGGAUGCCGAGCUGGAGAAGCUGCGGAGUGAGGUCACAGUGCUCCGGGGAGAGAAUGCCUCUGCCAAGUCCCUGCAUUCAGUUGUGCAGACACUGGAGUCUGAUAAGGUGAAGCUUGAGCUCAAGGUCAAGAACUUGGAGCUUCAACUCAAAGAGAACAAGAGGCAGCUCAGCAGCUCCUCAGGCAAUACCGAUACCCAGGCAGAAGAGGAUGAGAGAGCCCAGGAGAGUCAGCAAAUGAUUGAUUUCCUCAAUUCAGUAAUAGUGGACCUUCAAAGAAAGAAUCAAGACCUCAAGAUGAAGGUGGAGAUGAUGUCUGAAGCUGCACUGAACGGCAACGGGGAUGACCUGAACAGUUAUGACAGUGAUGACCAGGAGAAACAAUCCAAGAAGAAGCCCCGCCUGUUCUGUGACAUUUGUGACUGCUUUGAUCUCCAUGACACAGAGGACUGCCCCACCCAGACACAGGUGUCGGAAGACCCUCCGCAUUCCACGCACCAUGGCAGCCGGAGUGAGGAGCGGCCUUACUGUGAGAUCUGUGAGAUGUUUGGGCACUGGGCAACCAACUGCAACGACGACGAGACCUUCUGAGGCCUCGCGGGCUCCGCGUCCAGCAGUUUCCACCAGCACUGCACACGCAGCUUGAGGAGAACUCAUUAUUUUUUGACCCCUGUCAACAAAUCUAAGAAAAUAUUUUGAUCUUCAACACAUUACCCUUUCAUUUCCCCUCAUAAGUUAAAAUAAUAAAUAUUUGGUAGGUGGGCUUUUACUUCCAUCCUCUUUUUUGGAAUUUGAAGAUUUCUGACAUUGUACCAGGUGCCAUUACUCUUUUGUUCCUAGAGAAACAUCGUGGGACAAGCUGGACCCUGACAAUAUCUUAUUUAAGAAACUUUAAAUUAUGCCGUUAUUUCUCAUAUUUGCACUAAAAUAUUUUCUGGCUACGUCUGUAUAUUUAGGGUUUUUGUUGAUGUUGUUAUGCUUUGACACUGGAAUGAGCUGCAAACAAAAUGUGCCACUUUGCAUUUUCAUGUACUCAUUUGAAUAAUUUUAAAUAUCCAAGCUCUCUGCACUACCUGCUCUCAGUAGUGCCUUUUUCCAGGCUUGACCAUACAUAGGGCGUGAUUAUAAAUCAUGAAACAGGUAAAAGGGAGGGGAAAGCCCUAAACUGCUGUGGUGACGUUUAUAAUCUAUAUGCUGCACCCACAGACCCAACAGUGGGUUUUCUUUAUUGGUUUUACAUAAUUUCAACCUCUAUAUAUUAUAUGUAUAUAUAUAUUUUUAAAGAUCUAUAUUUUGGGAAAAAAGUAUAUGCAAUGUGUCUUCUUUUCAGAUUUUUUUACCUUUAUGAGAAAGAACACACCUAAACGGCUCGUCAGGAUGAGACUGAGUAGGCCAGAAACAGCAGUGUGGCUUCAUAACUGUCAUGUUCCUUUCCGUGUUGUUUCUGAGCCGCAUCUGAGCAGCUGUAAGAACUGCCCAGCUGUUUGGUUUUGUUCCCCUUCUUCAGCAGAUAAUCUCAGUAGUGCACUAAGCCACCCUACAACAGCUAAACUAACUGAUCCUCCUUUAUACGUCUGUGGGUUUUUUACUGUAUUUUUUAAUGAAUGUAUGAUGAGAAAUUCAACAAUAAUUUUGAAUUUUCUUAUCACAAAAAGAUAAAACGAAGGACCUCAACAUACAAAAGAGUUUUAUCAGUCAGCCUGAGUCUGUCUUCACUUGAAUGUUUUUGAGAAUAUGUAAAAAGGAAUUAAAUGUACCUUCAUGCGACAUGCAUGAUAAGAACUUCCGUCAUUGUAUAUAAGCCUUUGCCAUAUUCCCCCAUCCACUGUGCUUGACAAGUGAACAUUAAACAAAUCUGUUACCAGUUAACAUUUUUGGUUAAUAAAACUAUAGGAAUUAUUUCACAAAGAAAAUAUGUAAAGCAGUAUUAAAAUCUGAGUUAUGUAUCUAAUAAAUGGGUUUGUUUGUUUUUCUGCCAGUGGCAGUAAA